CCGUCUCCGGCAGCCGCACGGACAGGAGCUGCCGCCAUGUCCGCGCAUCUGCAAUGGAUGGUCUUAAGGAACUGCUCCAGUUUCUUGAUCAAGAGGAACAAGCAGACAUACAGCACCGAGCCCAAUAACUUAAAGGCUCGCAACUCCUUCCGUUACAACGGGCUGAUCCACCGCAAGACUGUGGGCGUGGAGCCGGCUGCCGAUGGCAAAGGGGUUGUGGUGGUCUUGAAGCGGAGGUCAGGCCAGCGGAAACCGGCCACCUCCUAUGUGCGGACCACCAUUAAUAAGAAUGCUCGUGCCACACUCAGCAGCAUCCGGCACAUGAUUCGCAAGAACAAGUACCGGCCUGAUCUGCGCAUGGCGGCAAUCCGCAGAGCUAGUGCCAUCCUGCGCAGCCAGAAGCCGGUGCUGGUGAAGAGGAAGCGGAGCCGCCCCACCAAGAGCUCCUGAGCACCCCUCACCACAGAACAAUAAAGACCGCGUUCUU
Messenger RNA from Chrysochloris asiatica (Cape golden mole), 487 nucleotides. RefSeq names its product ribosomal protein L28 (gene RPL28). Bases 37 to 450 code for a protein of 137 amino acids. NCBI's taxonomy places the organism in Eukaryota, Metazoa, Chordata, Mammalia, Afrosoricida, Chrysochloridae. The record is from RefSeq and is a predicted model, not a curated record. Gene Ontology annotation, cellular component: ribosome; cytosolic large ribosomal subunit. Gene Ontology annotation, molecular function: structural constituent of ribosome. Gene Ontology annotation, biological process: translation. The transcript has 5 exons.